Molecule: messenger RNA, 1116 nt
Organism: Cuscuta campestris
Lineage: Eukaryota; Viridiplantae; Streptophyta; Magnoliopsida; Solanales; Convolvulaceae
Source: the annotation of a GenBank genome assembly
GGAAGGAGCAAUAGAAGGAGCAACAGGAGCCGAUGCCUGGGCAGUAUGACAAUAAUAGUCGGAAAGAUGGGCUGGGGGGCGUCGGUUUCGGACAGGGGGCAGGGGAGGGGAGGACGACGAACUAACCUGGCUUUCGGUGGAGGUGUUGCUGGGUUCUGCGCUGCCUGGGGACGCACUGCCGGAAGAGAAAGCAGUGGGUUGGGGGUGGCUGGCGGCAGUUUCGGCAGCAGUUUCGGCAGUGUGUGGAGUAGGGAAGUCGGCAUGCAGAGCCGAUUCUCUGUUCCUCGGCCUAAGCAUGGCAUCCCCCGUCUCAGAAAACUUCCGUUUUCUGAACUUGGUGACGUUUUGCAUGAUUUUGAACGCAAACUAACCCUUACUGAUGAUGCGGCUUCCACCGUGGUGGCUACUGCCCAUGCUACUCAACGCCAUCCCUCUACUGGCCCACGUCCACACAUUGGCAGUGCUUCUGGUUCGUCGGCAUCGUUCUCUCGGUCCUCUGGUAAUCAACGUUUUUCUUCCGGGGGGUCCUUCAAGUCGUCCCGCCGUCAUGAUGGGUCCUCUCCAGCUUGCCACUUCUGCUCCAUUCCCGGGCAUGACAUUAAAGUUUGCCGUAAACUGGCUCGCCUUCUCCGUGAACAUGGCAUGCAGACGAUUUCUUCUUCGGCUCCUGCGGUCCACGCCACCACUCUUCCUGCUGGUGGGAUGACUCAGUGGAUGUUUGACAGUGGUGCAAGUCACCACACUACUCCUGCGCCUCAGCAUCUCCAAUCGUUCGCUGACUAUGGGGGUCCUGAUGAGAUUCGCCUGGGCAACGGACAAGUUGCUAAGGUUUCACGGCUCUACCUUGCAUAUGGCCGAGCGUGUCAGCGAAUCCGAGUGUGCCACCUCUGUGACGUGCUUGAUGUCCUUGGCCGAGCCUAACAAGUAUGGGCAUAGGUAUCUCGGUCUAUAUCUCCAUCAAUAUUAUUCUAGGAAAAAUUGAAUGAAUGUUUAAUCAUUAAUUUUAAGUUAUAUUUUGCUUUUUUUUCCUUCUUUCUUUUCCAAAUAAAUAAAGUUAAGAAUGUACUCCCUCCAUUCCAAAAUAUUUUCUGGUAUAAGUAAAACAAGGUUUAAGCU